AUCGUGAUUUGCGUAGUACAUUUUAGUGGCGGAACAUGAAGAGGGAGAUAGCUAGAUUUGUCUCACAAUGCCUGACUUGCCAAAAAGUCAAGACUGAACACUAGAGACUUCCUCAGAAACUGCAGCCUUUACCUAUUCCCUAGUGGAAGUAGGAAAACAUCACCAUGGAUUUUGUGACCGGUUUACCACGAACCGUAAAGGGUAAUGAUUCCAUCUGGGUCAUCAUUGAUCGAUUGACCAAAUCAGCUCACUUUUUACCCUACCGGACUAGCACCUCCAUUGAAAAGCUUGCCAAUAUGUACAUGGAUGAAGUAGUCAAGCUACAUGGAGUCCUUGUGUCUAUUGUGUCAGAUAGAGAUACUAGAUUUUUAUCUCAUUUCUGGACAAGUUUACAGCAAGCACUCGGUACUCAAUUGAAUUUCAACACGGCCUUCCAUCCUCAAACUGAUGGGCAAUCUGAGAGAACUAUCCAGAUACUUGAGGACAUGUUGAGGGCUUGUGUUCUAGAUUGGAAGGGUUCGUGGGAUCAACACUUAUCCACAGUUGAGUUUGCAUAUAAUAACAGUUAUCAAUCCAGCAUCCGCAUGGCACCGUUUGAGGCUUUGUAUGGUCGAAGGUGUAGAUCACCUGUUUAUUGGACAGAAGUGGGCGAAAGGAGCAUUUUAGGCCCAGAAUUGGUGCAGCAAUCUUCUGAGAUUGUGCAGUUGAUCAAGGAACGCCUUCGUGCUGCACAAAGCAGGCAGAAAAGCUAUGCGGAUAGAAGGACACGAGACCUUGAGUAUAUUGGACCGUAUCCUAUCUUGGAAAGGAUUGGUGAGGUAGCUUAUAAAUUGGAGUUGCCUGGAAAUUUAGCGGGUGUUCAUAAUGUGUUUCACGUGUCCUUACUUCGGAAGUAUGUUCCCAACCCGAGUCACAUCAUUAAUCCCGAACCAAUUCAACUCUGGGAGGAUCUCACUUAUGACGAGCACUCGAUCCGCAAUUUAGAUUUCAACGAGAGGAUAAUGCAGAGAAGGACCAUUCGUUUUGUUAAGGUCCGCUGGGAUAACCAUACGGUUGAAAAAGCUACUUGGGAGUUGGAAUCCAAGAUGAGGCAGGAACAUCCACAGCUCUUCCAAGAUUGAGCCAUUUUCGCGUGUCUGCUGUGUCUCUUUUUCUCCUCUGCAGCCGGGAAUGAGCCCAGCCAUCACCGACGCCUCCACUUGAAAAAUUGAAAAUUUUCCAGAUCUGCUGUCUUCUUCCUCCUCUGCUGCUGGCUGCUGCUGGGGUGAACUCAGGUUUUUCCUGUGGUCCCGUGGAAGCCUCCCCAAUUUCCGCCAGCUCUUCCCCCCCAUACCCACCAGCUCCAACCUUGCUUGCUGAGGAUUUCUGGUAGGUUGGCUCCCCUAAUCUCCGAAAAAUUGGUUGAUUAAGUGCUAAUUUGUGAGUUUAAUUGGUUGUAUGAAUGCUGGAUGUCCGAAAAUCUGCUGGGAAGAGGGGAUUGAUUUCCGGUAGCUUUGCAAUGAGUUUUUAAGUCUAAUUAUGUAGGAAAUCCUUUCAUUUGGCUGCUGUGAUGUUGUAUGAAAGAAAAAGAGAAAAUCCUGUGACUUGCCCAUUUUUUUGUCAAGCCGGUUCUCCCAUUUCCUGUCCAUGAAUUUGGGAAAAAUUGUAUAUGUGUAACUAUGUAUAUAUAUAUACAUAAAUGCACAAUCUAAUGUUGUGUGCUCAAAUUUUGGAUAGCAGAAAAAUAAAAAUAAAAACAAAUAAAGAAAUAAAAUUUCUUUAUAGAUAUUAAUUUGGAAAUAUUGUGAUUAGGUUCUUUAUCGUCCUGUGACCCUGGCAUUUGGAUUAAGCCUUCUGUCUUGUGCAAUUAAGGUAGUGAGACCUGACGCAUGGGGAGCCCGGGGGAGUGACGAGCUAGACGGCUAAGCAUUUUUUGGACUUAGGUUUUUGUAGCUAGGUCGUUAGUCACCCAUGCUGACUUAGAAAUUUUUGUGUACAGAACCCCAUUAGUAUAGAAAUGACUGUAUAAAUGAAGUUAUAAAUCUUUGUAUAUUUU
Messenger RNA from Rubroshorea leprosula, 2035 nucleotides. NCBI's taxonomy places the organism in Eukaryota, Viridiplantae, Streptophyta, Magnoliopsida, Malvales, Dipterocarpaceae. The record is from the annotation of a GenBank genome assembly.